CCCAAGUUUAUUUUUUAAGCGGUUUUAUACAUCAUCAUCAAAAUGACAUCCACUCUCUCUUAUAACAAGGAACAAUUGCUCAAUUACUAUAGAGCAUCAUGCCCUGAGAUUCAAGAACCUCCAGAAAAUUUAAAACAAUUCCCACUUAUUUUGUCUACAAAAUUACUUCAACCUGUAAAUGAAACAAAUCUUCACCUUUUCGAUUCGGAUUAUAAUAUUAAUCCAGAAUCCACUUUCCCUACACUUUCUACAAGAGGCAGAGGUCGUGGAGGAAGAGGAGGAAGUAGAAGAGGUGGUGGAUUAUCCUCAAGUGGCAGAGGUUCUUCAAUUAGUCCCCUCGUAACAUCAUCAUUGGGCGGAAGUCCAAGUGGAACAUCAAGCUUGUUUGGAUCAAGUCCAACCUCUCUUGGAAGAGCUGGUACUCCAAUAGGUUCAGGUCCAAGGGCUAUUGCAAGAUCACCACUUUCUCUUGGAGGUUCUAGACUUCCUGCUUGGGCCAUGGAUGAAGAUCUGACACAAACAGACUCUUCACUCACUGGUUUAAACAAUAAUAGUAAUUCACUUCUUUCAAACAAUAGUUUCUUUGGAAAUUCAACAUCUAAUUCAUCUUUGGAUGAUGAUACUUUUGGUCCUGGGGCUUUACAACCACAAUCAUCUCAUACAUAUCAACCAAUGGUUUCACUUGAAAGUUUAGCUGCUGCUACAAUGAAAAUGAAUGAACAUUGGAAGACUCAAAUGGGUAAGAAACCUCUUGAUGACUUUGAUGAUUCUCUUGAGCCACAAGGAUUAAAUGAUAAUGACGGUGCUAUUGAAGCUAUUGAUUGGGAUUCUCAAUGGUACUAUCUUUCCGAAGAUAAUGAGCCAAAAGGUCCUUAUAAUUUGCAAAAAUUGAAGGAAUGGAUGGAUUUAUUCUAUCUCCAAUCUGAAACUAGAAUCAAACAAGAUAUUGAAUCUCAUGCAACAACUACAUUGGGAGAAGUUUUGAACAGUUUAACUCAACAAAACAAUUCUCACAUGAAUCAUGGAAUGGGUAACAAUAUUUUGGCUUCUCAACAUUUGCUAUCCAACAAUGGUAUGAAGGGCAAUAUGCAUUCCAAUGACUUUUUCAUGAAUGAUAAGCCAAGCAUUCCAACUGGAAGUAUUUUGGGCUCUCCUUUCAUGUCUCAAUCUCUUGUAAAGUCUCCUAUUCAAGGAUCUUUGCUUUCCUCGUUGGAUAAGCCACAACAACCAACACCAAUUACUCCAACAAGUCAACAAUUUUCUCAUCCUUGGGGAUUUGGACAACAACCAAUGGAACAAAUGGUUCAUCCAGGAUAUCCAUUUGUUAAUCCAAACAUGCCAAAUCAUUUCAUGCCACCAUUCCAUCAAGGACCAGGUCACUGGGGUAACAUGCCAAACUUGGCUAUGAAUUUGGGUGCCUCCAAUAAUAGUAAUAGCAUUCCAAGCGUUACUGAUAUUGAAAAUGAAUUACUCUAUGUUCAACCAAGUAUUCCACAACAUCCUACUCAUCAAGAAGUUUUCCAACAUUACACUCCUAUUCAACCUAUUAGUAAUGUUCAAGAACAAAUGGUUGUUGAAGAGCAAGAACCUAUUGAUGAAGAAGAAGAUAUUGACACUGAACAAGUAGUCGAAACACCAGUUGAAGAAGAAACUCAAAUUCCACAAAAGGAAGAAACUAUUGCUCAAGAAACUCCAAAGGUUGAUGACAAGACCUCAAAGAAGGAAAAGAACAAAAAGAAGGGAGCUGAAGCUAAACCAGCUAACACACCAAGCAAGAAGAAGCAAGAAUUGCCACCUGUCAAGGAAGAACCAGUUUUCAAAUCUGUUCCACCAACUGAAACUGUUAGUUUUGCUGAUCCAAAGAAGGAAGAAGUUAAAGGAUGGGGAGUCCAACCAGCUGUUACUACUGCUCCUGUUCAAACUUUGAAGCAAAUUAUGGAACAACAAAAGAAGGAAGCCCUCAAGCAAAGUAAGGAAACUCAACAAAAGAAGAAGGAAGCUGCUGAACAAGUUAUCAAAGUUAAUACAGCCAAUCCAUGGGGAGUUGCCAAUGCUAAUGUUGUUGCUCCAUCUCUUAAGGAAAUUCAAGAAGAAGAAGCAAAGAAGAAGAAACAAAAGGCUCAAAAGCAACAACAAUCUCAAAAUCAAGCUUCUGUUGUUAAGAAUGCUAGUUCAACUUGGGGAGGAAGUGCUCUUCAAUUUAAGGCAAUCCCUGAAAAGGACGUUCCAUCUACCUCAUCUUCAUCUACCCAUUUUGGAGCUGUUACUCCAACUAAGACUGUUGAAACCAAGUCAUUCCAAUUCCAAGCUAUUAAGCCUCAAACUAUUCCAGCUUCUACCUCUUCUACUUCUCCAAAGGAAGAAGAGGAAGACCAAGAAGAAGGUGUCUUCUGGGAUUACAGCCCAACUCCAGCCAAUGCUGCUACUAAUCCAGUAAUUACUACUGCCUCUGAAAAGAAGAAUAGCAAGAAGGAUAAAAAGAAGAAGGCAACCAAUGAAAAGCCAACUACAACCACUAGUCAAACAACCACCAGCGUCAAUACUCCAAGCAAUACUGCUGUUGAAGAAGAUUUCCCAUCCAUUUCUGCAAAGAAUAAUCCAUUUGGCCAAGCAGAUGUUUCUCAAGAAUUCAAGGACUGGUUCAAGAAGGGUUUGAAGAAAUUGAACAAGUCUGUUGAUCCAUCAUUCAUGUACUUCUUGUUGUCCCUCAACUCUGAAAAGGAAACUAUUGACUACAUGUCAGAAUAUAUUGGUAAUUCCUCAGCUGCUCAAAAGUUUGCUCAAGAAUUCAUUGCCAACAAGUCAUUCGAAAAUCCAAAUCAAGGAGCUAAUAAGAAGAAGAAAUAAAUUUAUUAAUCACUGUCGUGCUCAACGAUUUGCAUUCU
This is a messenger RNA of Naegleria gruberi, 2885 nucleotides long. RefSeq lists its product as uncharacterized. The record is from RefSeq and is a predicted model, not a curated record. Lineage: Eukaryota; Heterolobosea; Eutetramitea; Acrasida; Naegleriidae. The coding region runs from base 43 to 2847 and encodes 934 amino acids. The transcript has 2 exons. Gene Ontology annotation, molecular function: protein binding.